This is a messenger RNA of Hippocampus zosterae (dwarf seahorse), 4624 nucleotides long. RefSeq names its product dipeptidyl aminopeptidase-like protein 6. The transcript is spliced from 26 exons. The coding region runs from base 169 to 2958 and encodes 929 amino acids. The record is from RefSeq and is a predicted model, not a curated record. NCBI's taxonomy places the organism in Eukaryota, Metazoa, Chordata, Actinopteri, Syngnathiformes, Syngnathidae. Gene Ontology annotation, molecular function: serine-type peptidase activity; dipeptidyl-peptidase activity. Gene Ontology annotation, biological process: proteolysis.
CCCACUUAACAGCAGUCGACAAGACCAAGAAUCCAUUUUUUUUUAGUACCCCGCUGACAUACCCAAACGUGCAUUUAUUCUCCAGUUAACCUAUUACUGAUGUAAAUUAUCCUGUUCCAGCGGCGGCCAAUUAAUAUUCAAUGAGCUCAAAUUCCUCAUGAAUUCAACAUGGAGGUCCCGGCGCUUCAUUUGCAUGCGCGUCGCCUCGAAUUGAUGCGUUGGCGCCGCAGCCUCGCUCACUCCUCUCGCUCGCUUGCCCGUGCUCUCUCUCUCUCUCCUCUUCGUCCUCCUCCUCCUCCUGCUCCUCUUAGUCCCGAGCAGCGCGUCCUUUCCUCACCUUCCUCAUCAGUGGAGCUCUUUCUUCUUCUUCUUCUUCUUCUUUCUCAGCUGCCACCCACCGGUUGCUGCCACACGGGGGUAUAUCUUGUUUUUUUUUUUUUGCCCCCCCAACCCCCCCUUUUUUUUUUCUUUUCCUUCCACUGCCACUGCUGCUUCAUCAAUAUGACCACAGCCAAGGACGGCAACGCGCUCAAAGCGGCUCAGCAGCAAGAGCAGGAAUUGGUGGGUAGCAACCCGCCGCAGAGGAACUGGAAGGGAAUAGCGAUCGCCCUCCUUGUCAUUCUGGUCAUCUGCUCGCUGAUCGUCACCUCCGUCGUCCUGUUGACGCCAGGUGAAGACGACCGUCUGGCUCUCAAGGGCAAAGUUAGCAUCGAGGACCUUUUCAGAAAAGAUUUCAGGAUCCGCGACCCCAAAGCUCGAUGGAUCAGCAAUAAUGAGUUGCUGUACCGUGACCGCGACGGCAAUGUGGUCCUCUUGGACGUGGACAAUAAUGACAAGACCAUCCUGCUGCAUCACAAGAAAUUUGAGAUGUACAAAGCCAGCAAGUACGAGGUGUCUCCCGACAUGAAGCACGUGCUGCUGGCCUACAACGUGGCACCGGUGUACCAGUAUUCCUACACGGCCUUCUACAUCAUCUGCAGCCUUGAGACACCGGAGACGUGGAACUUGAACCCGCCCGAGGUGCGCAACGCUCAGCUGCAGUAUGCCGGCUGGGGGCCGCGUGGUCAGCAACUGAUUUUCAUUUUCGAGAACAACAUCUACUAUCGCUCGACGGUGGAGAGCCGCUCCAUUCGUCUGGUGUCCUCCGGCAAGGAGGGCGUCAUCUUCAACGGCCUCGGCGAUUGGCUGUAUGAAGAGGAGAUUUUCCAUUCCCACGUUGCCCACUGGUGGUCUCCGGAUGGCGCUAGGUUGGCAUACGCCACCAUCAACGACACCCUGGUGCCCAAAAUGGAGCUUCCCAUGUUCACCGGCAUGCCCUACCCGACGGGCAAGGAGUACCACUACCCCAAGGCGGGCGAGGAGAACCCGGUGAUCACGUUAUACGUGGUCAACCUGAACGGGCCUCUUCACACUAUCGAGAUGAGGCGCCCCGAUGACGCCAGAAUGAGUGAGUUCUACGUGACCAUGGUGAAAUGGGCCACCACCACCAAACUGGCCGUCAACUGGCUCAACCGAGCCCAGAACAUUUCAAUGCUGACGCUUUGUCAGGCCACAACGGGGGUCUGCACCAAGAAACACGAGGAUGAAAGUGAAGGAUGGCUUUACAGGCAGAACGAGAAGCCUCUGUUUUCCAAAGAUGGUCUCAAGGUGUUUUUCACGAGGGCCAUCCCGCAAGGCGGCCGGGGAAAGUUCUUCCACAUUUCCAUGGCCAUCUCGCAGCCAAACACCAGUACAGACACCCUGCAGUCCAUCACGUCCGGAGACUGGGAUGUCACCGAGGUCCUGGCCUAUAACGAGGAAAGCCAGCUCAUCUACUUCCUGAGUACGGAAGAUGGCCCAAAGAGUCGUCAUCUCUACAGCGCCCACACGUUCGGCUCGUUCAACCGCCGCUGCCUCUCGUGCGGCCUGGCCGACACUUGCGGCUACGUCUCCGGCUCCUUCUGUCACAAUAUGAGCUACUUCCUGCUCCACUGCCAAGGACCGGAUGUGCCGUUUUUCACCAUCUACAAGACGGAGGUGGAUGAAGAAAACGUCGACGACGAUGCAGAGUUGGGGGACAGAGAGAGUAUGGCGGAGGUGCGCAAACUGGAGAGCAACGACGUGCUGAGGGCGACGCUGGCCAACAUGCAGAUGCCCACGGUGGAGUAUCGGGACAUCAGCAUCGAUGACUACACUUUAUCGAUGCAGAUCCUCAAACCUGCCGGCUUCGUGGAGACGGCGCACUAUCCUCUCCUACUGCUCAUCGACAGCACCCCCGGUGGCCAGAGCGUGUCGGAGCGCUUCCAACUGGACUGGGCCACGGUGCUGGUGAGCAGCUUCGGGGCGGUGGUGGCGCGCUGCGACGGGCGCGGCGGCGGCUUCCAGGGCACCAACCUGCUGCAGCGCAUCCAGAAGCGACCCGGCGUCCUGGAGGAGCUCGACCAGCGCGAGGCCAUCAACGUUAUCCUGAAGGAGCCUUACAUCGACAAGACCCGAGUGGGAGUCUUCGGAAAGGAGUACGGCGGUUACGUCGCCAGCUUAUUGCUGAGCGCCGACCUCUCCCCUGCCAGAUGCGGCGCCGUCCUCUCGCCCGUCACAGACUUUGAAUUAUACGCGUCCGCCUUUUCCGAGCGUUACCUGGGGAUGCCCAAACCUGAUCCUCGGGCUUACGCGAUGGCCAACCUGGCGCACCGAGCGGCUCAGUUCCUGGACAAGAAAUUCCUCAUCGUCCAUCCGACGGCAGACGAAAAAGUUCACUUCCAGCAUUCGGCCAAACUUAUUGCGCAGCUCAUCCACGAGAAGGCCAACUACACCUUGCAGAUCUACCCGGACGAGGGCCACUUCAUCCACAACGAGGCCACCCAGCAGCACCUCAGCCAAUCGCUGGUCAACUUCUUCGAGGAGUGCUUCAGGCUACCUGAGCGACUUUUGGACGACGAGCUAGACGACGACGACGACGGCGGCGAAGAGGAGGGUUAGCCUGACCUGGUUUCGACCCCCCCAACCGCCCACCGCACCGCCUCGCCCGCCCCGAAAAAAAACCCGACUAGCUAGCUACCGCGCCCAUCUUGGACCAAGCACAUUUCCACGGUUUUAUGCAACGUUCUCGUCCGCAAAUUGGACUUCAGACUGAUUCCAGAGCAGCUGAGGAUCACCGCCAUCAAUCCUCUGUCAUGUUGUCCUCAGACCCCCCAAAUUGUCCCAAUAGGCUGGCACACUCUGGAAUAUUCCGCCGGACGAGCUCCCACAUGGACUUGACGCUUGCUAAGGGGACGUUUAAAACCAGACUGGCGGACUUGUAUGAUACUGAAAAUCAGAUACAACUGCGUUUUAUGGGACUUGCGAUUUUCUAAAGUUGUGAUGAACUUUUCAUGUUGGACUGUUUCUUUUUGGGGGGUUUUUUGGUCGACUUUUGUCAAUGUAAAUAAUAUUAGCACAAACGUCCAUGUGAGUAUGAAAAGAUGCAUAGAAUGUUCAUGUUUUCACCAUGUAGUCCAUGAAAUGUUUGGAAAAGAGGGCAAAUUUUUUUUUGAACAAAUUUCCUUACUUUUGUCACCUGACUGCCUUAUUUUGUCAAAAAAAAAUAACAUCACAGGAACAGUGUGCACGAAAAUAGUCAACUAUUAGCCGAGCUUUAGUGUAAAGACCAAAGCUCCGCUCGUUCGUGGGAGGCUUGGAGGGAAAUAUAACGAGCACAGCUAGCCUUUAAUGCUAACAGGGAUGUGUCGAAAUUAACAAAAAAUAAAUUCCCGCCAUAUGGACAUUUUCAGUCCUAACAGGAAGUGAAUGUGCGAACGAGCGAGUGCAUUUUUUAAUUCAAACCCGAAAAUGUUGCUGGAUAUAAUAUUUCUGGAAUUGUUGUUUCGACAUGCUCCCCGCCCCUUUUAUCGGCUACAUGUCACAUUAGCACAAGAUUAGCCUGUACAGAGUCUGCAUGGUUUGUUUAAAAAAUAAUAAUAAUAAUAAAAACCGCUGAAUUUAUAUUUGAAACAAACACACCAACGCUGAUGUUAAUGACAUGGUUCAAAAGAUCUUUCCGGCUUUUGCUCAUUGUAGCGUGCGUGCGUGCGUGCGUGCAUAUGUGCGCGAGUGAAUAGUUGGGCACGCGCGGAACGCGGUGAUGCUUGUGUGCGCCCACGUGUAUGAUGUGGCUCUUUGCAGUAACACAGUAAAAAAAUUGGCUCUUACUCUCGGACUGGUUGGCCACCCCUGAUCCAGAGUGUUCAUGACCUGCAUGUUUUUAACCCCCCUCCAAAAAGACAAACGGAAAAAAAAAAAAACAAAUGAAAAGGAAGGCGUUUUUAGCUGGCAAAAAAACGCCUUACUAUACAUUGUCGUGUUUUUUUUUCGGCUAAAAACGCCUUAAUAUACAUGCCAAAAACGCACUGUCAAAUGUACAGUAAGGCGUGGACAGUGAGGUGUUUUUGCCCCCCAAAAAACAACCAUGUAUACCAAGGCAAAACAAUUUACGGGAAUGGAACACACGCUAUAAUGUAAGAGAAACAUUUUAAGUCUGACUUCAAAUCAUUUAAGAAAAACUGUUAAAUCGAUGUCAUUGUUUUUAUUUUGAAAAAUGCCAUUCACACGUGUUGUAUUUGACUUCAAGGCGGAGUGGAGGAAAUGGUGAAAUAAAUAAUUUUCAUUG